CCCCCCCAUCGCGUUCACCUGAUGGUCCUGGAGGACUUUUCUUCUUCACAAGAGUUGUUGACGCACAGCCCACUAACCCCUGGAUGUUGACAGCACCCUUUCCAGACCCUCAUCUCGUUCAUAGUUCUCUCUCGCUCUCUCGUUUCUGAGUGAAAACUACAAAAAUAAGUGAGAAACACCGCGCCACUUGCGCACCGAACAUCUCUCUUUCCGUCUGCGUGAUCAAAAGCCACGGGGAAGGAAGAAAAAGGAAGCGAGAGAGACAGGGAGCGAGAGGCACAUAGUGUGACGGGAGGAGGAAACGUAUGUUUUGAUGUUUGGGAUCCAGGAGAACAUCCAGAGGAGCGGGAGUGUUAUGAAAGAAGAGCCCUUGUUGACCGGGAUGAACGCCGUGCGGAGCUGGAUGCAGGGCGCCGGGCUGCUGGACGCCAACACAGCCGCCCAGAGCGGAGUGGCUCUAGCCCGGGCACAUUUCGAGAAACAACCGCCCUCCAACCUUCGCAAAUCCAACUUCUUCCACUUCGUGCUGGCUCUGUACGACAGACAAGGGCAGCCGGUGGAGAUAGAGAGAACCAGCUUCGUUGGAUUUGUUGAAAAGGAAAAGGAAACGUCAGGGGAAAAGACCAACAAUGGGAUACAGUACAGGCUACUGCUCCUAUACAGCAAUG
Messenger RNA from Salvelinus sp. IW2-2015, 668 nucleotides. RefSeq names its product transcription factor COE1-A. Gene Ontology annotation, biological process: regulation of transcription by RNA polymerase II. Gene Ontology annotation, molecular function: DNA-binding transcription factor activity, RNA polymerase II-specific; RNA polymerase II cis-regulatory region sequence-specific DNA binding. The record is from RefSeq and is a predicted model, not a curated record. Lineage: Eukaryota; Metazoa; Chordata; Actinopteri; Salmoniformes; Salmonidae.